This is a messenger RNA of Vespula pensylvanica (western yellowjacket), 641 nucleotides long. It is a transcript of the gene Ssb-c31a, whose product is annotated as activated RNA polymerase II transcriptional coactivator p15. Gene Ontology annotation, molecular function: transcription coactivator activity; DNA binding. The transcript has 4 exons. Gene Ontology annotation, biological process: positive regulation of transcription initiation by RNA polymerase II. The record is from RefSeq and is a predicted model, not a curated record. NCBI's taxonomy places the organism in Eukaryota, Metazoa, Arthropoda, Insecta, Hymenoptera, Vespidae. Bases 175 to 543 code for a protein of 122 amino acids.
AUACUUCGAUGUUGUGUGUGUACACGCGCGCAUGGUAUCGUAUAAGCGAUUUACUGACGAAUAGAACGUGUUGGACGAUUGGAUGUGAAUAUCAAGUUCGAUUUCAGUGACUAUAACGGUUGUUUCAAGAAAAAACUGCAAAUUUUAUUUAGAAUAUAGAUUUAAUUAUAUAGAAUGCCAAAAUCAAAGGAAUAUGUUUCAAGUGAUAGUGAUAGCGAUAGUGAACAGGAAGAGCAAGUCAAGAAGAAACAAAAAACAGAAAAGGGAGAAAAAGCUGUCGCAAGUAAAAAGCCAAAAAAAGAAGCAAAAGAAGUAAAAGAAUCAAAAGAUGAAGACGACACUGUAUGGGAUUUAGGUAACAAUCGUCAAGUAAAUGUUAGGGAUUUUAAAGGAAAACUUUUUGUGGAUAUAAGAGAAAUGUAUUAUGAUAAAGCAGGAGAUCUAAAACCAGGCAAAAAAGGUAUAUGUUUAAAUAUGACACAAUGGCGUAAGUUUAUGUCAAUUGUGGAAGAGGUUGAUAGAGUUGCGAAAUCAAAAUGUUGAUAAAUUAUUUUUUCAUUGUUGAUUAAAGUCAUCUUACCUGGUUAUAAGAUGUACAUUUUGUGUUUUCUUAUCACAUUAAAAUAUUCUUUGAUAUUAAA